Paramuricea clavata is the source of this 734-nucleotide messenger RNA. The record is from the annotation of a GenBank genome assembly. Lineage: Eukaryota; Metazoa; Cnidaria; Anthozoa; Malacalcyonacea; Plexauridae.
CCGGUGUUCCCCAAGGAACUAAACUUGGUCCAUGGCUUUAUCUGAUUAUGAUAAACACUGUUGCUGUAGCAGAUGUUGACCAGUGGAAGUAUGUUGACGAUACAACGGUUGCAGAAACUGUGUUGAAGAAUGAUGCAAGUGCCAUGCAAGAGUACGUCGAAGAUCUGUCGAACCAGUCCUUAGCUAACAAAUUUCAGAAAAAUGAAACGAAGUGCAAAGAGUUACGCAUAUCUUUCGCGAAGUUUAAGCCCGAUUUUGCCCCUAUUUGCGUUAAUGACAAAGACAUUGAAGUAGUUACAUCGGUAAAGCUAUUAGGUCUUAACAUCUCAAAUGAUCUUAAGUGGAAUACGCACAUUUCUGAGAUCGUACGAAAAGUCAGUCAACUAGACUGUACUUUCUUAAACAACUUAAACGAGCUGGCCUUGCAACGAAAGAGAUGCUGCUAUUCUACUUAACUUGCGUGCGUCCAGUAACAGAAUAUGCCUGUCACGUUUUCCAUAAUUCUCUCACUAAAUAUCUAUCUGAUGACUUGGAAAAACUACAAAAACGAGCACUCGGUAUCAUUUUCCCACAUAUACCAUAUUGUGAUGCGUUAGAGCAAGCUGGUUUGGACUCCUUGUACAGCAGAAGAGAUACUCUAACGAAAAAACUGUUCAACGAUAUUGUUCAAAAUACAUCUCAUAAACUGCAUGCACUGUUACCAGAGAAAAAUAGAUCUAGUAUGAAUUUGAGAC